AUGUGCAGAACAGUUCUUCUCGCGUUGGCGUGCCUUCUGCUCCCUGGUGCCAGCGCGGCGCGCCUGCUGGGCGCCGUCGGGUCGGCCUUGUCCCAUGUCGAGGUGGCUGCGAGCCGCGGCCUCAAGCAGGUCACCGACAGCUUUGUCACGCAGGGCGGCAACCCGUACAGGAACCCGGUGCAGAUCUACGCCCACGCCCGCGAGGCCGAGGCCUGGUCCCAUGCGCGCUCCAUGGGGAUCUACGAGAACCAGGGCGCCACCGUGGUCACGGCAGGCGACACGUACCCCAGCGGCCGCAGCCAGGCGGUCUCCCAGAACGGCCAGGACAACUCUCGGCGCAGCUUCGCCCUGUCCGACGGCGGGUACGCCCCCCAAAACCAGAUCACGCUCUUCGGCCCCACCGCCAUCGCCACCACACAGCAGGGCUACAGGGCCAUGUCUGCGGUCAACGGGAUGCCGAUGCUCCGCAGCACCACGCCCAGCAGCGACUACUCCACCUCCUCAGCUUCCUCCACCUUCCGCUGGCGCCCGAUCGAGGCCCGGCAGGGCUUCGGCAGGGAGCGGCUCGUUUUCUUGGACAGCCUGGGGUUCACAGAGCAGGGCCCGCUUUCCAAUGGAAUCUCUGAGACGGGCGGCGGCCCCACUGCGGUUGCGCAGGCCGGCGAGGCGGUCGCCAUGUCCCAGGCCGACACCCCAGAGAACGAGCGCUACGGGCGCCGCCGCCUGCGCGCGUGA
Molecule: messenger RNA, 735 nt
Organism: Monoraphidium neglectum
Lineage: Eukaryota; Viridiplantae; Chlorophyta; Chlorophyceae; Sphaeropleales; Selenastraceae
Exons: 4
Coding region: 1-735 (244 amino acids)
Source: RefSeq, a predicted model, not a curated record